Messenger RNA from Penaeus indicus, 1334 nucleotides. RefSeq names its product SR-related and CTD-associated factor 4-like. The coding region runs from base 171 to 1334 and encodes 387 amino acids. The record is from RefSeq and is a predicted model, not a curated record. NCBI's taxonomy places the organism in Eukaryota, Metazoa, Arthropoda, Malacostraca, Decapoda, Penaeidae. The transcript is spliced from 7 exons.
GCCGGGAAGUGUAGUUGGUCGCUUAGUCUAGUGUUGUACCGUGAGCCGAGUGGACGGGUCGCUGGGAGACAAGAAGUAGUUUGGUUUGCGGGGAGACUGAAGAAAAAUAUUUUCGGUUGAUUUGUUUUUUUUUUUAGGAGGGGGAUUUUUAUUCUUCGUAGAGAGUAGAGAUGCGGCGGAAGAUUCUAUGGUCAUUGGUGUUGGCAUUGGCGUUGUCAGGGGUGUUGGCAGCGCCUGAAUCCUCGAAGGAAAAUGAUGAUAAUGGGAACCGCCUCGAGGACUCGCCCUCCACGUCCUCCGAAACCGGGGCGGCGGAGGCGGCGGCAGGAGCGGCGGCGGCGGCGGGAGGGGCAGCGGCGGCGGCGGCAACGACCGGUGGAUUCUUUGAGCCCCAGUUGCGGCAGUUCCUCGGAGCUCUAGAGAACGUCGAUGAUAUAUUGCGCUCGACGAUUCCCUCGUUGGAUCGAUUCCAGUGCCUCGAGAGGGUCAUGUGCUCAAUGGCCUCUGCGACAAACACUUUCUCGCCCGAGUCGCUGCUAAACCCCGGUGCCCAGAAUCCCCUCCAGCAGACCCUCCAACAGAGCCUCCAGCAGACCCUCCAGCAAGGACUCAUCCAAGACCCUUCGUUAGUUCAGCAAGGUUUCCCCCAGGGUUUCCCCCAGCAGACAGGGUUUCCCCAGCAGACAGGGUUUCCCCAGCAGCAGGUGCUUCAGCAGGGCUUUCCCCAGCAGCAGGUAUUCGCCCAAGGCUUCCCCCCACAGCAGGCCUUUCCGCAACAGCCUGCUUUUCAACAACCCUUCCCCCAGCAGGGAUUUGGGCCGCCUCCUGCUGGCAGCUUUAAUCCUCAGUUCCAGCCGCCGCCUUCACAGUUCGCCCAAACUGGCUUCCAGCAGUUUGCUCCCUUCGCCGGAGCCGCCUUCAGGGAAAACCAGGAUGGACAGCCUGUGGAGAGGCAAGGCACGCGUCCCCAGGGCAUCAGACGUCGGCCCGUCAGGAGGAGACAGAGAAAUGGGUUCCUAAACUUCCUUAGUAAUCUCGGACUGAACUUGGGCAAGAGGAAGAAGCGAGACCUCUUAACCGACCUUGUCAGCGGGUUUACUGGAGACAGAUUUAUGGGGCUGUUGGACCGAAUGAUGGAAUCUUACUCCUUCCAUCCCUACACCCACGCAGCCUACAUGGGAUACUCAGGGAAUGAGUGCAACAGACUGUACCCCUCCUGUCCCUCGUCCCCCGAAGAGAUGAUUGACGUUUUCAACAACCUCCAUCGUCACUAUCCCAACGGAAUUCCCUUCAAGGAUAAGAUGCCGUGGCCGCUUAAUGUUCUUCUUCCUUGA